AGCAGGGGAGGGAUUUAUCUUGCAUUGAUAUGUAGGCUUUGGAAGGCUGUGUCUUCUAGUAUCUAUCGCUAGCCAGUUUCUCCAAACGGGAUGAGCCAUAUAUGUGUUUAUGUGCUCUAAAUAAAAACAGUUUUUCCUAUUAGCCUUUUUAAAUCUUCAGGGCUCUCAGGUGUAAUUCGGGUGAUACAGUGGAUAAUGGAAAACUCCACCGAAGAUUACCGGAUCCAGUCCUUUGACCUGGAUACACAGAUGCUCCUGAAAACAGCCUUGAAAGAUCCGGGUUCAGUGAAUCUGGAGAAGGUUUCCAACAUCAUUGUGGACCAGUCUUUGAAGGACCAGAUGUUCAGUAAAGAGGCUGGACGUAUCUGCUACACCAUUGUGCAGGCUGAGGUCAAGCAGAACAAUGGAAAUGUGUUCAGGAGGAACCUGCUAAAUCGACUCCAACAGGAGUUCAAGGUCCGUGAGGACACCCGGAGGCGUUCACUGCAGGAGUGGGUGUGCUAUGUCACGUUCAUCUGUAACAUCUUUGACUACCUCAAAGUGAAUAACAUGCCAAUGGUGGCUCUGGUCCAUCCUGUGUAUGACUGUCUGAUAAGACUGGGCCAACCAGAUGCUCUAAUGAAUGAGGAAGAGGUGGACUGCCUGGUGCUUCAGCUGCAUCGAAUUGGCGAGCAGCUGGAGAAAGUAAACGUCCAGAGGAUGGAUGAACUGUUCUUCCUUUUGCGGGACGGCUUCCUGCUACAGGAGGGCCUGACCUCCAUGGCCCGUCUGCUGCUGCUGGAGAUCCUGGAGUUCAGGGCUGGAGGGUGGAUGCUCAGCAGCACCGCACACAAGUACUACUACAGUGAAAUUGCCGACUAGUCCCACUGCUUCUCAGUCACCAAUGAACACCAGCAUCCUAACAAGCGACUGCAACAACUUCCAGGUGAACAACGAAGGGUUUGCUGUAGGUGGAGGUUGAUCAAGGCUGUAAAGAGGUUUGGUUUUGCUGGAUUACUUUGUGUUUCAGAAUAUUACUGACAUAUGGUGCCAUGAUUGUGGAAAGUGCAAUAGUUCAAAAACAAGUUGAAGUUCAGUUAACAAGAUUUAGCCACAUUCAGGUAUUCUCUUGGGUUUAAAGGUUUACAGCUGCAAGAUUUUACUGGCAUUGCUGUUUUUGAAAAAUAAUUUAAAUUUAUUUUUACUGAAUCCAAAGGAUUUGGAAGACAUUCCAGUCAGACACAGGCUGAUUUGCAUUUAGUUUGACUUAGUUGCGUGACCAAGGUUUCAACCUUUAGCUGAAUAUUUGACAGUAGAAUUAUUUUAUAAAAACUUUGCAUUGCAGAGUAGAAUUUUCUGCCUAAUUUUACCUGUAGAGUUGUUGUUUUUUACCAGCUGUCAUUUGAAGCUGGUUUAAAAGAUUAACAUUGUUGCUUAAUUCAGGGAGUUUUUUGUGUAUUAUAGGUCAACUUAUAAAUGAACGCUUAAAAGGUUGGAUACACUUCAUAUUUAAAAUGCAUUUUUAUCGAAUUAGUUGAGAGUGAAGACGUUUAUUUUUUUAAAGUGGUGCCAAUGUAAUAUUUCUAAUAAUUAUCAAAUACAACUGACAAAUUCAAAACAGUUUUGUAGUUUUGAGGUGGUCCUGUAGCAGAUAUCUUUCACCCUUCACAUUAAAACAGAUCUAAGUGUUCAUUAGUGGAAAAGUAUUUUGCAUUCAGAUACGGUUUCCAGUUUACAUAAAAAUCUGUGGUUUCUUUUGAUUGUACUUUGUGGUGGCUGGUUGCUUCAACCAAAGCUGUGCCUUGGAAUAAAAUACAAACAUGGGUGUGGCUUCAGAAUGCCAACAUUCUGGAAACCUAAAAUGUCAAUGUAUUUUGCAGCAGUCAGACAAAUCAACCUCUCAACCCACAGAAACUGUUUUUUUACAUGAAAUAUUGAUUUAAUUUGAUUUAAAGCUAUAGACAUUCAGUGUGGAAGGCCAAAUCAUAUUUACAAUUUAGAAAAUUUGGAUUUCUGUCUUCCAAAAUCCUGUUUCUAGCACAUUCUAAAAAAAAUUAACUUUGAUAUUUCUUAAAAUUAGACAAUGUUUAAUUUAAAACUAAAUUGAUGCAUAAUAAAAGUAGAAAGUCAACAUGCCUGGUUUUCCCCAUUGCUGGACAAUAAAGGUAUUCUUUCAACCUGACUGUAAUUUUUCUAUAUUUCGUGACAUUUUUACUUUAAGGUAAUUCUAUGUUUGGUUGUACAUUUACUUGCAAAUAUAUUUGCUCCAAUAAAUCUUUAAAGGUUUUCAGUAAUUUAUUUCACUGUAUUUGCUUCUAUUAGUAAUACCUUUUAAGGUAUUUAACGGUUUGUCGCACAGGGUACCAAAAGUGACAGUAAAAUUGCUCACUACUCUUUUAUACAAGCGCCAAUGCUCCCAGACACAUUUUUACAGCAUAGUCCUUUUACCAAACAUGACGUUUUGAAAUCCCUGUUAAUCUCAUGAGAAAAUCUUUGCAGUUCUUUGUGUCCGGCAGGGUUCACAUCAUCUGUCCAGUAUGCCGCUUUUUAAGUCUACCACCAGCGGUAAUGGGCGUAGGCUCUGUUGGAUUCAGCCAUCUUGUGCAGCUCAAGUUUUUUCUUGAUUACAUUGCCCUCUUUGAUGGAUGCCGCCAAGAGUUCCUGAGAAAGUUUUUCAUACAUGAGAGUACGUCUGUCUUUGUUUUCCCUGCACUCAGUGAUCAUCCAUUUCAUGGCAAGGAAGCGGCGUCUGUUCUCCGUUAGAGGGAUGGGAACCUG
Messenger RNA from Betta splendens (Siamese fighting fish), 2757 nucleotides. RefSeq names its product MIF4G domain containing b (gene mif4gdb). Gene Ontology annotation, biological process: regulation of translational initiation. Lineage: Eukaryota; Metazoa; Chordata; Actinopteri; Anabantiformes; Osphronemidae. Gene Ontology annotation, molecular function: translation activator activity; RNA binding; protein binding. Gene Ontology annotation, cellular component: cytosol. The record is from RefSeq and is a predicted model, not a curated record. Bases 196 to 861 code for a protein of 221 amino acids. The transcript is spliced from 6 exons.